Messenger RNA from Cuculus canorus (common cuckoo), 4999 nucleotides. It is a transcript of the gene SLC25A37, whose product is annotated as solute carrier family 25 member 37. The record is from RefSeq and is a predicted model, not a curated record. Gene Ontology annotation, biological process: iron import into the mitochondrion. NCBI's taxonomy places the organism in Eukaryota, Metazoa, Chordata, Aves, Cuculiformes, Cuculidae. Gene Ontology annotation, molecular function: ferrous iron transmembrane transporter activity. Gene Ontology annotation, cellular component: mitochondrial membrane.
AUGGAGUUGAGCUGCGGCGUUGGGGGCAGCGCAGCGGCACCGCCGGGACCCGGUCCCCCCCCGGCCGCUGCCGCCGCCCCUUCGGUGCCCGUGGAGAGCGAGGAGUACGAGAGCCUGCCCAGCGGCGCCUCGCUCGGCACACACAUGGUGGCCGGGGCGGUGGCGGGCAUCAUGGAGCACACGGUCAUGUACCCGGUGGACUCGGUCAAGACAAGGAUGCAGAGCUUGCAGCCGGACCCCAAAGCCCAGUACAGGAGCGUGUACGAAGCUCUGAAGAAGAUUGUCCUUACAGAGGGUUUCUGGAGGCCUUUACGUGGGAUUAAUGUCACCAUGCUGGGGGCUGGCCCAGCCCACGCAAUGUACUUUGCCUGCUAUGAGAAAAUGAAAAAGUCUCUAAGCGAUACUAUCCAGCACGGAGGAAACAGCCACUUGGCCAAUGGUAUAGCUGGGAGCGUGGCCACGCUGCUCCACGACGCAGUGAUGAACCCUGCUGAAGUGGUGAAGCAGCGAAUGCAGAUGUUCAACUCUCCCUACAAGUCCGUCCUGGCGUGCGUAAGGACAGUGCAGAAGACGGAAGGGUUUGGUGCCUUCUACCGCAGCUACACCACUCAGCUCACCAUGAACGUCCCCUUCCAGGCCAUUCACUUCAUCACCUAUGAAUUCAUGCAGGAGCAGAUCAACCCCCACCGGGACUAUAACCCUCGGUCCCACAUCGUCUCCGGUGCCGUCGCGGGGGCUGUGGCUGCCGCUGCCACCACUCCUUUGGAUGUCUGCAAGACCCUGCUCAACACGCAGGAGAACAUGGCUUUGAGCUCGGUGAACAUCAGCGGACAUCUCUCGGGCAUGAUGAACGCCUUCAAGACUGUCUAUCAGCUGGGGGGCAUUUCAGGGUAUUUCCGAGGGGUGCAGGCACGUGUCAUCUACCAGAUGCCUUCAACGGCCAUUGCCUGGUCCGUGUAUGAGUUCUUCAAGUACUUUCUCACAAAGCACAAGCUGGAAAGAAGAACAUCCUUGUGAAGGAUUUAACCAGCCUCCGUGUCCCCUCUGCGCGUGCCUGCAAGCCAACCAGCUCUGCGUCUCCACUCAGGAACAUUCCAGGUUCCUGGUGGAUUCACAACUGGCAUCCACUUCUCCCUCCCUGGGGAUGGAGGGAUUAAAGUGGUCCUCAACAUGUUUCCCCUCCUUAAACAACAAAGUAGUUUAUAAAGACUUCAUAAUAAUAUAUAUAUUUAAUAACUUUAUUUUGGAGAAGUGAAAUUGCUAACUGAUAUUUUUCUCUGGAUAACUUUGAAGAUAUAGUUUACUCCUCACCAAGCUUAGGUUGUCCAGCCUGGGCUGGGUUGUUUUUUUUUUUACAGCAAAGAAGCAAAAUAUCCUGUCAAAGAACUUACUUUUUAUAUAAAUAUAAGAUAGAUGGAUAAUGUUUAUCCUUUAUUUUUCUAUGUAGGCAUUUGGAUUGUUUUAAAUAUUAUAACAGCUAGAUGCGAAGCUGUUCACAAAGGGCUCAAUUCUUCCCUCCUGUGUAAGGAAGACGCAAAAAACAUUUAUUUUUAUAGCCAGAUUGGCUUUAAUUAUGUACAGCAUUUAAGCCCCCAAACGGUGGCCAAGAUUUUCAUGUGUUGAGGUACUUGGUAGCCCCUUGAGGCUCUCCCAGGUUGGGGGGAAAAAGGAAUGAGGACACCAGUUUGGGAAGGUGUAGGAUGCCAAGAAGGGGCUGGCCAAAAUUCCUGGUGACUUUGUGGAGGAGAGGGAGGGAAACUCAGUUCCAUUUUUUUACAAGGAGACUCUUAAAGAAAAUGUAGAUUUUAAAGAAUAGUAUUUUUGUUGCAACCACUUUCUUUUUUUUUUAAAGGUACAUUUUUAUGGUGUGCGAUCGCUGAACAGCCUUCAUCCUCCCUUAAUUUAUUCUUUUUCACUAAGGCUCCGAUCCCGCUCGCGGGAGUGACCGCGCGCAUCUCGAAAGCUGGUGGGGUCACCGAUAGGGAGGACCAGAGCUUCUGUUUACACUUUGGCUACCGAGUCGCAAGGGUCGCAUCCUGACGGCACCAAACCAGCCUAAGGAAAGCCUGACCUGCAUAACCAAAGCCGCUUCCCAGAUCAUUUUUGACGAGCCGCUGCUCGUGGCUGUUGGGGGAGGAAAAAAAAAACCCCAACCUACAGAGGUUCCUCGUGCCGUGGGUUUGGUUUUGCUGCUGCGGGAUGCUGAGCUUUGUGGUGGCCUGCAACGCUGUGCCUGCUCAGGAAGGAUGGCAGCCGUGCUGCGUGUCCUGCUCCUCUUGGGAUGGCUCUUCCAAACCAAAAUACAUCCUUUAUUGGGUUACUUGGGUGAUCAGCAGCCAACGAGGAGGGGAUUUUAGGGCCCUGGAUGUGUAAAUACAAGUUAUGGGACACCAACUGGCAGCUCUCCAUCCUCUCUGGAGUUUGUCCGGCCAGGAGCAACUGAUGCCUGGAGCUGGCACCAUCUCCUUACUGCUGGGACAACUUGUGGAGAUGUGCCUUCAGCUUGUUGGCAGCAUUGGGGUGUCCGUGGGACAGCUGCAACGUGAGCUUUUGAGUUGGCACACGUCCCCUGGAGGUGUCCCAUCAGCCAAGCACGUUACGUAGGAUGACACUAAGCAGAGCCAAUCCUUUUGCUCCGUUAGUUGGAGAAAGGAAAUCAAAGAGCACCUCUUUGGGUGGUGGUGUUGCAUGUGCCUUGUGGAAAUUGUACCACUGAUAAGAGCGAAAUGAGCCUCUUUGAUGCAUUUUUGUCACUUCAACGGAUUGAAUCACUGUGUCAAAUGCACCCUGUGUCUUAAAAGAGCCCAAAUUAUAAGCUCAAGGCCACUGGUCCGGGUGGUACAGGUGGAGAAAAGCCUUUAGUGGCCUCUGAGAUCCUUGAGGCUGGAGGUCUCGGAGCUGUUUGAGCCUUGGAUGUCUUUUUCCUCUUGACUUUAGAAACUGGAGAAUCACUAAUGGGAACCGGAACCGCACAAAAUGUUUCCCUUGGGAACGGGCAUAGACACUUAGAUGAAAAUUUUGAGUUAUUUUACUCCUAAGAGAGGCAGUGUGGGAGGUGACAGCUUUCAGUGUGACUUCGGUAGCUGGGAAGUCACGCUUGGCAAGCGAUCCCCAGUGCAUUGUCCUCUUCCUGUGGUCUCUUGGCUUUAGCGUUUCUGACUUGGCUCUUCUGGGAGAAGUUCAUCUCCCAUUUGGAGUAACCUGUGAGUAGCUGGGGCAUGAAGGAUGGACUUGCCCAGGGGUCAGAGCUGCUUUGGGGAGGUGGUUGUGGUUUUGACCAGCUGUGCUUCAUCUUUGGAGGGGGUCAUAGCAUCCCAGUUUGGUUGCUAGCCAGAAGAAUGUGUCUUGAGUGUUGAACGCACAAAUAAUUCUCCCCCAGGGUUUCUUGCUCUGCCUCGAGCUGAGAGUGGCUGAGGAGCACUUAUACGUUUGUAGAGCUCUGUAUGGAUUACCCCAGGUAUCCGAUUAAACCGAGCUUUCCCGUUCUGCAGCUGGGAAUGCGCCCCCUUGCUCUAAUAAUUGCGGAGGUCUCAUGUCUUUAAGAUGUUGUGUUGGAUCCUCAGGCAAAAGCCCCUUCACCAAAGCUCCUCAUCUCUCCUAGCUUUGCAUUUAAAAGUUUUGCUGCGAGGCUGAAGUUUUUAUUUUAACCUGGGAUGUGAAACGUGUACUGCUGCUUUGUCUGCAUCGAACGCACAUUUAUUUAAGGGGAGGAUGUUGUCCGCAGUUCUUUAUUUUGUUUUGCCUGCCUUGGGAUUAUGUAUUUCCUUUAAUGUGUAUUUAACAACGCAGGAGUUGGUUUGUGAAAUGCUGCUACAGUUGUAUCACUGGAGCUCAAGGAAAUAAAAUAUGCUGAUUUUUGUCCUUUUAGGCUCCUGCUUGUGGCUUUCCUUAGUGUGGUUGGGCAGCGAGCUCCAUCCGGCUGGGGCUGAGCAGCAGGAGGGUGGCGAUGACUGCGUGGCAGCAGCCAGGCAGGCUGAUCCCUGAUGGAAUGGUGCCUUCUAGCGUUGCCUGAACACUUGGCAGACCCAGCACCUCGCCAUCUGAGUCAGAUAAAGCUCUUCGUCAUCGCGCUGGAGGAAGAAAAACUCUUCUGGGAGGGGUUUUGCAGCCUGGCAGGAGCUGAUAUCUCAAUUAUGGGCUUGUGCUCCUCUAGGAGCCGCUGAAGAGUUUCGAAAGGUGCUCCUCUUGGCAAGGAGGCUGCUGAGAUAUGUAAAGCAAACCCACACACUCUGGCUUGUUCGGCAGCAAAGCAAAUUCCCAACUGGGAGCAUCUUCCCACCUGGAAGAAAGUGCAUGGGGUGAAAGCCCUCGGGGAGCUGCUCGGUUUUGCUGAGGUUUGGGUAAUAGAUGCAUAAUUUGAAGGGGGGGAAAAAAAAAGCCCAGAAGAUAUUAAACUGCUUUAGAUCUCGCCUUGCCCUUCAGUAAAAAGGAAAACAUGAGUUAAUUGGUACGGUUUCUGCACAGCACUGCAGCUAAGGGAGGAAUCAUAGAAUAGUUUGGGUCGGAAGGGACUUUAAAGCUCAUCCUGUGCCCAUGGGCAGGGACACCUCCCACUGGAUCAGAUUGCUCCAAGCCCCUUCCAGUGCUAUAGGAGGAAUAAAUUUGAGCCUAUUUUCGGUGCAGCAAUGAAGAGAUGUGCCUAAAAUCCUAAAUAUGAACUUUAGUUGGGAUGCAGCCAGGUAGCAGUUCUGCCUCAACCGCUCCUGGGCUGGCGAAGGGCAGCUCGCCUGGGAAUAAUAAUGAUAAUUACAGGGUUUAGCAGCAAAUGCCUACCUGGGAGUCAAGGCUGGCUGCGGAGAGAAACAGCAACGAGGUGUCCUUGGUCCAUCCCAAAGGAAAAGAGCUUUUCUUUCCUCCCCUAUUCUGCCCUUUCUCUUUUCCUUGUUUAUUGACUGGCAGUGAAAAAUCAAGAAGGUGCAACGGCGCUGGGGUGGGGAGCGGAGCGCCGCGCUUGGCUGCUGAGAGAAGAUGAGAAGGUAAAGUGCUAUUUCUGCUCAGC